CGUCGAAGAAAGCGAGGACAAGUCUCUCUCUCCUUUUCCUUCUCUCCUCCUUUGGUCUCUCUAUCCAUCUCUAAAAGCAGCCCUUCAAAACCCUAGAAAUCCUCGAAUUCCGAGCUUUGAUUUCGUCUGAAUUCAACGUUUUCCGAGUUGUCGAGAUCUGCCGAGCUCGAAUCGACCUCGGUUUGGAGCUUUAUCACGUAAUUUUACGUGUAAUCUCGUAUAUAUUCUAGAUUGAGGCCUGGAUUCGGGGUCCGAGAGGGAAGGAUGUCUUCGUUGAGCCGAGAAUUGGUGUUUCUCAUUCUGCAGUUUCUUGAGGAAGAGAAAUUCAAGGAGUCUGUUCACAGGCUUGAGAAAGAAUCAGGGUUCUUCUUCAACAUGAAGUAUUUUGAGGAGAAAGUUCUGGCCGGUGAAUGGGACGAAGUUGAGAAGUACUUGUCAGGGUUUACCAAAGCAGACGAUAACAGAUACUCGAUGAAGAUAUUCUUUGAGAUUAGGAAACAGAAGUAUCUGGAGGCUCUUGAUCGGCAAGACAAGGCAAAGGCAGUUGAGAUAUUGGUGCAGGACUUGAAAGUCUUCUCAACUUUCAAUGAGGAACUUUACAAAGAAAUCACUCAGCUUCUAACUUUGAACAACUUCAGGGAAAAUGAGCAGCUUUCCAAGUAUGGAGACACUAAAACAGCUCGGGGUAUAAUGUUGAUAGAACUAAAAAAACUUAUUGAGGCAAAUCCUCUUUUUCGUGAUAAACUGGUUUUUCCUACUUUGAGAUCUUCAAGACUGCGGACUCUGAUCAACCAAAGUCUGAACUGGCAGCACCAAUUGUGCAAGAACCCAAGGCCAAAUCCAGACAUUAAGACUUUGUUCACAGACCACACAUGCUCGCCUCCAAACGGUCCUCUUCCACCGUCACCUGUUAAUCUUGCUGUUGCUGCUGUAGCAAAGCCAACUGCUUAUCCACCGCUUGGAGCUCAUGGUCCCUUUCCCCCUGGUACUGCGGCCGCUAAUGCCGGUGCCCUAGCUGGUUGGAUGGCUAAUGCCUCUGGUUCUUCUGCUGUUCAAGCUGCUGUUGUCACCCCUUCAUCAAUGCCCAUUCCUCAGAAUCAAAUUUCAGUCUUGAAGCGACCUAGAACACCCCCAACCACUCCAGGUAUAGUAGAUUAUCAGAGUCCUGAUCACGAACUAAUGAAACGGCUCCGACCUGCUCCAUCUAUCGAGGAGGUGACCUAUCCUGCACCUAGACAGCAAGCUCCAUGGUCAUUGGAAGACUUGCCGACAAAGGUGGCUUUGUCAUUGCACCUAGGAUCAGCUGCCACUAGCAUGGAUUUCCACCCCACACAGCAAACAAUACUUCUUGUCGGUUCUGCUUCGGGUGAAAUCACGCUAUGGGAACUCACUGUCCGAGAGAGGCUGUUGUCGAAGCCGUUCAAGGUCUGGGAUAUGGCUAAUUGUUCAUUACCUUUUCAGGCUUCUAUGGCUAAAGAAACACCAAUUUCUGUCACACGUGUUGCGUGGAGUCCAGAUGGCAGUUUUAUCGGGGUUGCAUUUACAAAACAUCUAAUUCACCUGUAUGCUUACACCGGACCUAAUGAUCUUCGCCAGCACAUUGAGAUUGAUGCCCAUGGGGGUUCUGUGAAUGACUUGGCUUUUGCUCAUCCAAACAAACAGCUAUGCCUAGUUACUUGUGGAGAUGAUAAGCUAAUCAAGGUAUGGGAUCUCUCGGGCCGGAAGCAUUUUACAUUUGAAGGUCAUGAGGCUCCUGUUUAUUCCAUUUGUCCUCAUCACAAAGAGAACAUUCAGUUCAUAUUUUCAACGGCUGUAGAUGGAAAAAUAAAAGCCUGGCUUUAUGAUAAUAUGGGUUCCAGAGUUGACUAUGAUGCUCCAGGUCGCUGGUGUACUACAAUGCUUUACAGUGCCGACGGAAGUAGAUUGUUCUCCUGCGGGACGAGUAAAGAUGGAGAUUCCUUCUUAGUUGAGUGGAAUGAAAGUGAAGGAGCAAUUAAGAGGACCUAUCUUGGGUUUAGGAAAAAGACUGUGGGUAUGGUUCAGUUCGACACCACUAAGAACCACUUUCUGGCGGUUGGGGAAGACGGGCAAAUUAAGUUCUGGGAUAUGGACAAUACCAAUCCUCUAACUAGCACUGAUGCUGAGGGUGGACUUCCGGCUCUUCCCCGUUUGAGGUUCAACAAGGAAGGAAAUCUUCUUGCUGUUACUACAGCGGAUAAUGGAUUUAAGAUACUAGCAAAUGCAGCUGGGUUCAGAUCUCUGAGGGCCGUGGAAGGUCCAACAUUUGAAGCAUUAAGAACUCCGGUUUCUGGUGCUCCUGUUGUGUCUGCUACUGCUGUCAGUUGUAAAGUUGAACAGGGCUCACCCGCCAGACCUCCUCCUAUGCUUAAUGGAGUUGAUCCUUCAAAGUCGAGAAUCGAUGAUGCAACGGACAAGACCAAACCUUGGCAAUUGGCUGAAAUCCUUGACCCUGUUCAGUGUCGUCAGAUUACUUUGCCUGAGAGCUCAGAUUCGUCCACAAAGGUUAUUCGGCUUCUUUACACGAAUUCUGGAGUUGGAAUCUUAGCGCUUGGUUCAAAUGGUAUUCAGAGGCUCUGGAGAUGGCCUCGCAAUGAACAGAACCCUAGUGGCAAGGCAACUGCCAAUGUGGUUCCUCAACAUUGGCAACCAAGCAGUGGUCUUCUCAUGGCAAAUGACAUUUCGGGUGUGAACCUUGAAGAGAUGGUUCCCUGCAUAGCUCUCUCAAAAAAUGACUCAUAUGUCAUGUCGGCUGCAGGAGGGAAGGUUUCAUUGUUCAACAUGAUGACAUUCAAGGUGAUGACAACUUUCAUGGCACCUCCACCAGCAUCAACAUACUUGGCUUUCCAUCCUCAGGAUAACAACAUCAUAGCUAUCGGUAUGGAGGAUUCCACCAUUCACAUCUACAACGUCCGAGUAGAUGAGGUCAAAUCUAAACUGAAGGGUCACCAGAAACGUAUUUCGGGUUUAGCCUUUUCUACAACCCUGAACAUCUUGGUUUCAUCUGGUGCAGAUGCUCAGAUAUGCUUUUGGAGUAUUGACACAUGGGAGAAGAAGAAAUCCGUUGCGAUCCAAAUGCCAGCGGGAAAACCACCCACUGGAGAUACAAGAGUUCAAUUCCAUGUCGAUCAGAUUCGUAUCCUUGUGGUCCAUGAGACACAACUGGCUAUAUAUGACGCUUCCAAAAUGGAACUCAUUCGACAGUGGAUUCCGCAAGAGGGGUUGUCUGCUCCGAUAUCUUCAGCAGUGUACGCAUGCAACAGCCAGUUGAUAUAUGCCGCCUUCCGUGACGGCAACAUCGGAGUGUUUGACGCCGACAGUCUCCGUUUAAGAUGCCGGAUCGCUCCCUCUGCAUACUUGUCUCAAGGGAGCCAAGGCCUGCCUCCUCUGGUAGUGGCAGCUCACCCGCAUGAACCGAACCAGUUAGCAGUGGGUUUAACCGAUGGGUCGGUAAAGGUGAUAGAACCGACAGAACCAGAGGGCAAAUGGGGAAUGGUUCCGCCGUCGGAGGCGAUGAACAGCAGGACUACGUCAUCGUCCACCACCAGCAACCACGCUUCCGAACAGUUACAAAGAUAAAGUUAUUAACUUUCAAUGAAAAUCUCACUUUUUUUUUAUAUAUUUGUUUUUUUUUUCAAUCUUUUUUCUUCAUAUGGGUAGUAGUGUUUGGUUGUUGAUUGAAUAAUAAUUACUACAUCAAGGGUUUAGGCAGCGGUAGUGUUGUAGUCAGCAAAUGAAUGUCUUUGUACUUUUGUUUGGUUUCAGAAUUUAGUGUAUUGCCUUUGGAUACAGUGACAGAUUUUCGUCAUGAAUUUUAUUUAUUUUCCAUUUUCCUA
Molecule: messenger RNA, 3854 nt
Organism: Tarenaya hassleriana
Lineage: Eukaryota; Viridiplantae; Streptophyta; Magnoliopsida; Brassicales; Cleomaceae
Product: topless-related protein 3
Exons: 25
Coding region: 265-3597 (1110 amino acids)
Biological process (GO): regulation of DNA-templated transcription
Molecular function (GO): protein binding
Source: RefSeq, a predicted model, not a curated record